This is a messenger RNA of Moesziomyces antarcticus, 4350 nucleotides long. RefSeq lists its product as uncharacterized. The transcript has a single exon. The record is from RefSeq and is a predicted model, not a curated record. NCBI's taxonomy places the organism in Eukaryota, Fungi, Basidiomycota, Ustilaginomycetes, Ustilaginales, Ustilaginaceae. The coding region runs from base 1 to 4350 and encodes 1449 amino acids.
AUGAAGGCCGCCUUACGACUAGGCCGCAAGGCGACGUCGACAAAGACCACAGCCCAGAGUGGCGAGCCGGAGCGUGAAGCGGCGCCUCGCAUUUCUGACACGGUCCCGCGCCUGCCAGCGCUGUUGACAGGCUCGGCGGAGCGCUCCAAGGGACUGGAAGACGCGCAAGACGCGCUGGGCAGCCUCGGCGGAUUUUCGCGGCUGGGACUGGACGACUUUAUGCUGGCGAGCGAGUCGGAGGGGCAGCAGCAGCAAAAGCAGCAGCAUCAGCAGCUUCAUGCCUCGCGCUCUCGCCUGGGCGAAAUUCCUGCUGAAAGCGCGGGGGGCGGCAGCAGCGACGCCGUGCCCGACCGCCCCAACGUCUCAGCUGCGCCAAAACACGCCGCCGAGCCGAGUCCAAUUUGGAAAAACAAUCCAAAUCCAAAUCCAAAUCCAAACCCGGACGCGGUCGCAGAGGCGGAGGCGGACGCAGCUGCAGCGCCUGCACCCGCUGCUGCUAGGAAUAUUAUUUUUGCUGCAUCGGCAGUCUCAGCUCGGCUCCAGGGUGCAGAUCGGAGCUCGAUGGGCACGCCUGCAGCUGCUGAUCCCGGUUUGACGGCCGUCGAUCCUCGCAAUCCCCACAGUCUUCAGACCUCGUCCGACUCGUCCAUCCUCCCGACUCCAUCCACCACAGCACUCGACGACGACGAUACCCCAGACCACCAACCAUCCAACAGCUCGCCACAACUCCCACAGCCCGCCACAGCCUUGUCUCUCCUGCGCCAGAGUCAUGACAACGACUCCAUCACUGCUGUGAGGAACCACGACUUGACCACCGACCAAACCCACGCACAUCUCGAAGCCAAUUCCUCGGCUGCUGCCGGACAAGAUACCACCAUGAUGGACAGACAGCCGGCCUACUACCCCUCGCAGUCGGCCUAUACCAAGUCCAAGGCGCCUGCUGCCCCACGUGGUCCUAGCAAGUCGUCUGUCUCCACCAUUCUCGAGUCCGCCAAGCGCGCCCACUCGUCCAAAUCAGGCCCCUCGCUCACCGUCCACACGGGGCCCUUGCACGGCAACACGCUGGCUUCCACAUCGUCCAUCCACACCUCGGCUUCCGCCCUCGUCUUUCCGUCUUCGCCUGGCGAGGGACCACCCGUAGAACCGAGUCUGUUCGCCUACGGCGCCUCUUCCUCCUCGUCCGUCCUCAGGAUCCCCAAGAAGAAGGACAGCGCCGCCAGCAUACACACCACCCAAACCAAGAAGAGCACACGCUCAAAGAGCAACGACCGCGCCAUCAUCCGCAAUGCACGUGGCGAGAUCGAGUGGAAGGAUGCUCCUCCACUGCCGCCCGCUCUGCCUUCCUCUUCCACUGCACCACAGUCGCGCCGCACCAAUUCACCCUACGAGGCUGUCGACUCGCGCUCGCGCACUCGCUCCCCCGGCAAGCCUAGCUCCCAGACUGUGCGCGGCUCCGACGACCCGCGCCGCCAACGCUCGCACACCGCAGACGUGCCGUACACUGCCGUCGGCAGCAGCGCCGAUGCCAUGCCGAGGACCGCACCGCAACGUCCCAGGCAUAGACGUCGUUCAACAGACGACGCCGAUGGCUUCCACACCGCCGACGAGGACGACAUCGAGGCACGCGAGUGGGAGCGCAAGCGCGAUCUGGAAAACCAAGCCGACCGCCUCGAGGUGCAUCGCAGGCAACAGGCGCGCGAGGACGAAGAGCGUCGCGCAAGGAAACGAGCCGAGCGCGAUCGCCUCACAGCCGAGGCCAUCGAGCGCGAGCGUCAGGCAGACGCGCGCAAGCAGGCCGAUCGCGAAGCACGCCGACUGGCGCGCGAGACAGCUGAACGCGAGGAGGCAGAGCGCAGAUACAGGCAGCGCCAAGAGGCAGAGGCACGCCGCGAGAAGGAGAGGCAAGAAGCUCAGCGCCGCCGCAUCCAGGCAGAGCGCGAGGCCGAAGAGGCACGCAUAGCCCAAGAAAAGGAGGCGGAGGAACGCAGGAUACGCAAGAAGCAGGAGGCGGAAGGACGGCGCAUUCGCAAGGAAAAGGAGGCAGAGGAAAGGCGCAUUCGCAAGGAAAGGGAGGCCGAGGAACGACGCAUUCGCGAGGAAGAGGAGGCGAAGCGCGAGGCGGAAGAGGCGGUCCGAAGAGCCGAGGAGGAGCGUCUCGCAGCCAUCGAGGCCGAGAGGCUCGCCAAGGAAGCUGCCAUCCGCGCCGAGCGCGAGGCGGUGCUCGAAAAGGAACGCCAGCUCGUCGAAGCCAAGCGUCAGGUCGAAGAGGAGGACCGUGCCGCCAGGCGUGCGGGGCGUCGCGAGGACAGGCGCGCUCAGCGUGCACUCGCAGCCGGGUUCCAGCCGGGCGAGAUCGACCCCGAAGCACAGCAGUCGGAAGACGAAGAGGAUGUCGAAGAGACCUUCGACGACCAUAGCGACUCGGAAUCCGCGUCCGAGGUGUUUGUCGACGCAGGCACCGAAGAGGAUGCCGAGGCCAAGAGCGGCACCACCGACUCCAUGGCGCGCUCCACCUCCAACCUCGAUGCGCCCUCUAGCACCGACGGCAGCUCCGACAUGCCUGCUACGCCCGCCGACGAAAAGGCCAUGUCGCUCCCGCCACCCGCAUCGGGGACAGACUUGGCCAGACAGCCAUCGUCCAACGCCAGCCAUGGCCAGGUGAAGUUUGCGCCGGGCACCACCGGCGAGGUGACGCCCCCUGCGCCGCCGCCCGAAAAGAUGGCGCCGUACCGGUCGGAUCGCUUCCGUCACGCCGUGCGCGUGGGUGCCCGCCGCGCGCCGGCCACAAUCCCUCCUUCCACCUCGCUGCUCACCGCGACGUUUGCGGCGACCGACGACGAGGAGGCGGGCGACGACGACGAGAGCGGCGACCCGCAGAUCGUCCAGCCCAACGGCCCGUACCGCGAAGGCGGCAUCACGUACGGGCGUGGCUGGUGUGCGCACGGUCUUGCCGAUCCGUCGCUCACUAUCGACCACCGCCGCUACGUGCGUGUUGCUCGAACCAAGGCUGCCGCCGAAGACGAGACCGCACCAGCCGAGCCGGACUUUGACGAGGUCAUGUACAGCGAUCUGGGCGAGCUCAUUUGGUCCGCCACGACGCCCGACGUGAUUGCGCGCCUCAUCAGCCAUCUCGACUAUGCGGAUGUCAAGGCGCUGCGGCAAACGUCGCAGUCGAUACGCUUCGCGCUCGGCCAGCUGGCGGGGCGCGAAAUCGUGCUGAGCCGGUUCCUGGCGCCCAUCGGCUACCGCACCUGGACGCCGUCCAAGGCGGCGCCCGAAGCAGACGCGCCCGUCGAGGACAAGGACCCGAUGCCGCUCAGCUUUUCGGACUGCGAGGCGUUCCUGCUGAGCUUUGAGCUGCUGCCGGAGUAUGCGCUGGUGGGUGCCGAGUAUGCGCGUGCACCGCACAAGAUGGACGCGCGCUAUCCGAGGUUGGCGCGCGCCACGACGCGCGCGUACAACCGGGUGCUGACGCGGCUGCGCAUGCAGCCUGACCUGCACGUGGCAGGUUCAGCUCGGUCGGCAUCGGGCGAGACGACGACGAUCAGCAGCCCGUGGAAGCCGGGGCGUGCGGGCUUCUUCCGCACCUGGGUGCCGUCCACCGAGACAGGCGGGUGGCUGAGCGAUACCGAGCUGGCGCGGUGCGAGCGCGAGCUGUUCAUCGGCGGCGUCUGGCCGCAUCUGCAAAAGGGCGAUGUGGUGUGGGACUGCGCCGUGGGCGACGAACGCAACGAGGGCAAGUACGUCUUUGACGGACGCUACCUUCGCGAUCUCUCGUUCAUGUUCGACCGGGGCGGACAUUUGCCCUCUUGGCUCAACGCUUUCGUGUUUGCGCCCAGCUACUACCACAACAUCAUCCGGUCCAGCGAUGCCUCUCAACCAGUCAUCUACCUCGACGUGCUUCCGUGGCGCGAUCAGAUCGUAUCGACCAUGCGGCUGGUACAGGAUCAGGUGGAGACAUUCUCGCCACAGGGUGCGCGGUACCGUAUUGCCAAGUGGCUCUACCGUGCGGUGAUCAGCAUCGAGGCGGGUGCGGUGGCGGCAGAGGGCGUCGAUGCGGGAUGGCACGGGAGGAUUGUGAUCGAGACCGAGGGGACGGCUGAGCAUGCCAAGGAGCUCAUUUCGCGGUGUGCCGGACCGGCCGAAUCGGCGCAGACCAAAGCACGGCUGCUCGCCAGCGUCAUGGAUGCAGACGGACGCCCGAGGAUCCCCAAGGCGCCCGCACCCACUACGGAUGCACAGGGAAACAGGAUCGAAACUACCACGCCCUGGGCCAUUGUCCGCGCACGCUCGCGACCGGGUCUCAUCUGGAUCCGUCCCAUCGACAUGCGUGAACGCGUCGUGUUCUGA